UAUGCAAAAGAAGAAAGACUGUAAGAACGUACGUUAUGUUGUAUCGGAACUUAUGCAAAGUGACUUACACAAGAUCAUUGUCUCGCCACAACCGCUUAGCAUCGACCACAUUAAAGUAUUCCUGUAUCAAAUUUUUCGUGGUAUCAAAUAUCUUCAUUCGGCUAAGAUUAUCCACCGAGAUAUUAAACCGGGCAACCUUCUAGUCAAUAGUGAUUGUUGCCUAAAGAUUUGCGAUUUUGGUCUAGCUCGUGUUGAAGAACCUGAUACUUCUCGACAAAUGACUCAGGAGGUGGUUACACAGUAUUACCGGGCACCCGAGCUAUUGAUGGGAGCUCGUCACUAUUCGUCUGCUAUAGAUAUGUGGAGCAUUGGUUGUAUAUUUGCAGAGUUGCUAUCGAGAAGAAUCUUGUUUCAAGCUGCUUCACCAAUUCAGCAAUUGGAUCUCAUCAUGAACUUACUUGGUACUCCCGGACCGGAAGAUAUGCAAACAGCUUGUUCAGCUGCUAAAUCACAUAUCCUUAAGCGUCCUACGAAAUUGAUGAAUCUGACACCGUUAUAUAAUUUAAGCUCGCAUACUUCACAUGAAGCCGUUCAUCUCCUUAGUAGAAUGCUCGUCUUUCGACCUGACAAAAGAAUAGACGCCGACGAGGGUUUAAGUCAUCCCUAUAUUGAAGAGGGUCGCUUACGCUAUCAUUCUUGCAUGUGUAAAUGCUGCGGUACAGCUCCUAAUGGUGCCCGCCAAUACGCUUUGGAGUUGGAGCCUGGUUGCAUCGAACCUUUUACGACAGAUAUGGAACGAGGUUUGACUACUGUACAAAAUGUAAGGUCAAAGUUAAAUCGGUUUAUUGCCGAACAUCAAAAGUCUUCUACCCGCGUUCCAUUAUGCAUUAAUCCUAAUUCCGCUGCGUUCAAAAGUUUUUCCAGUUCUCAAACAGCUCAUGCAAGCGAGUUGCCGCCUUCUCCACAUGUCUGGGAAUCUUAA
Dimorphilus gyrociliatus is the source of this 982-nucleotide messenger RNA. The record is from the annotation of a GenBank genome assembly. NCBI's taxonomy places the organism in Eukaryota, Metazoa, Annelida, Polychaeta, Dinophilidae.